AUUUGGUGAUGUUCAGCAUGGCACAGAAAAUAAAAUACUACUAGACCUGUACAGUGCUGGUUUAACUUUGAUUGUAAUUGUAGGUACUCAUCAACCUAUCUAUAGAAACAUUAAAAUGACAACCAAGAUAUGUGAAGUAUGUAAAGUAGGAGAAUUUAAAUAUAAAUGUCCACAGUGUUUACUGAAGUAUUGUUCAGUUAAAUGCUAUAAAAGUCACAAAGAAAUAUGUCAAAAACCUGAUUCUAAUAUAAAUGAUAAAGAAACUACAUCUUUAGCAAUAGCAGAGAAGACAGAAGGUUUAAAUGAUAUUCUGAGAUUAGGAGAGGAAGAAACAGCAGAUAGAGUUCCCUUAGAAAAACUUCAGAUGUUAGAAAAUUCAUCGAAUAUGAAAGUUAUUUUGGAGAAUCCACAUUUGAGAGCAAUGAUGGAAAAUCUGUGCAAUAGUGAACACGCUGAACAAGAAAUGGCAAAAGCCAUGAUGGAGCCAAUAUUUACAGAAUUUGCUGAUGAAUGUUUGAAAAUUGUAGAAAAUGAUACAUGAUUCCAAUUUAGCUAUGAAAUCUAUAAGAACUUUCAAAUCAAGAUAUUAAGUUUAUAGUGUGAUAUAAGCCGAGUGCUCUGGAUUUUGAUAUAUUAUGUGGAUAUGUGGUUUAAAGCCAAAAUAAGACAUUGUUAUACAGAUCUUGUAAAAAUAUGACUUAAAAUCAUGUCCAUGUUCAUAUAGUUAAUUAACUUUUUUCUAUAUGAGUUUUAUUUUUUUUUUUUAUUAAAAAUGUGUACUAUAGAACUAUUUUGUUGAUAUAUUUUAUGGUUC
Molecule: messenger RNA, 814 nt
Organism: Lottia gigantea (owl limpet)
Lineage: Eukaryota; Metazoa; Mollusca; Gastropoda; Lottiidae
Exons: 6
Coding region: 116-541 (141 amino acids)
Biological process (GO): box C/D snoRNP assembly; snoRNA localization; maturation of LSU-rRNA from tricistronic rRNA transcript (SSU-rRNA, 5.8S rRNA, LSU-rRNA)
Cellular component (GO): nucleus; pre-snoRNP complex
Molecular function (GO): protein binding
Source: RefSeq, a predicted model, not a curated record